AUGGCGACAUGCAAACCAAGUAGUCAGACUGGUCUUGACAGCUGGCAGAGCAGAAAAUCUCUUACAGAAUGUCUCGGACAUUCUCUUGAAAAUAAAAUGUUCACUAACGUAACAUUCAAGGUGGGAAGAGAACAGAAGUGCGUCCAGGCUCACAGACAGAUUCUCAGUAUCCGCAGCGGCGUGUUCGAGGCCAUGUUCUACGGACCAUUGGCAGAGCAGGAUGAGAUCGUCAUUCCGGAAGUAGAACACGACAUAUUUGAACAGUUUCUAAGCUGGCCAGUGUCGAAAUUUCAAGUGAUGGUCUGCCUCACCAAGCGGCGGAAUGACUCGUACAACCAGGGACUGGUAGUGCCGGAAAUGGACAACGCAUCUCUGCACAGAAUGAUGAAGAUUGUCAUAGGCCAGGACUACCCAGCUGUCGCGAGGGCGCUAGCUGCUACACACUACCGCCGACACAUUCCGCUGCUUGAUGUCCGUCACUACUUGGGAUCGCCGUAA
Messenger RNA from Gigantopelta aegis, 498 nucleotides. Its product is annotated as BTB/POZ domain-containing protein 6-A-like. The transcript has 3 exons. Gene Ontology annotation, biological process: neurogenesis. Gene Ontology annotation, molecular function: protein binding. Bases 1 to 498 code for a protein of 165 amino acids. The record is from RefSeq and is a predicted model, not a curated record. Gene Ontology annotation, cellular component: P-body; cytosol. Lineage: Eukaryota; Metazoa; Mollusca; Gastropoda; Neomphalida; Peltospiridae.